Molecule: messenger RNA, 1016 nt
Organism: Ananas comosus (pineapple)
Lineage: Eukaryota; Viridiplantae; Streptophyta; Magnoliopsida; Poales; Bromeliaceae
Product: NDR1/HIN1-like protein 12
Exons: 2
Coding region: 117-761 (214 amino acids)
Biological process (GO): defense response to other organism
Source: RefSeq, a predicted model, not a curated record
UAAUUUCUCUCCUAAAGAACAGAAUAGAACAGAAUAGAACAGAAGAGAGUAGAAGAGAAUAGAAUAGAAGAGAAGAGAAGAGAAGAGAAGAGGAUAUAUAAUUUAAGGUAGCGCAUAUGUCGGCGAAGGACUGCGACCACCACGGCGGGGGGUACUACUGGGGGUGGGGCCGGCACAAGUUCUACCGGCGGCUGUGCGCGGUGCUGCUGUUCCUGGUGAUCGUGGCCCUGCUCGUCAUCCUCAUCGUCUGGCUCGUCCUCCGCCCCUCCAAGCCCAAGUACUACCUGCAGGACGUCACCGUCUACUCCCUCAACCUCUCCAGCCCCAGCUACCUCUCCACCACCAUCCAGGUCACGCUCUCCUCCAAAAACCCAAACGACCGGGUCGGCAUCUACUACGACAAGCUGGACGUGUACGCGGAAUACAAGAACCAGCAGAUCACCGUCCCGACGGAGCUCCCGACCGGGUACCAGGGCCACGACGACGUGUCGGUGUGGUCGCCCUACCUCGCCGCGACCAACGUGCCGCUGGCGCCGUACCUCGUGGUUGCGCUCGCCGAGGACCAGACCGCCGGCUAUCUGCUCAUCGACAUCAAGGUCGAUGGCCGCCUUCGCUGGAAGGUCGGCACCUGGAUCUCCAGCAACUACCACAUCUCCGUCAGCUGCCCCGCGUUCCUCACCGUCCUUAACGGUAACGGCAACGGUAACAGCGUAACCGGGUACCACUUUCAGCAGAUCUCUUCGUGCACCGUUGACGUUUGACUUUUUGACCGUGAUCGAUCACUCUGUUCAUUUGUUGGUGUAAAAUUGAGUAGAAUUACGUGUUGCCGGGUGGGGUACGUGUUAUGGUGGAUGUAAUAAUGGUGGAAUAAUAUAGUGGGUGUGUAGGGGUAAAAACGAAAUGAGAAAUUGUGGUCUUUAAUUAAUAUUUAUUAUUAUAUAUUUAUUGUUGCUCAAUUGUUCAUAUGUUGAUUAGUUCGUGUCAUAAUUAAGUAUCAAAUGUUUGUUUGCAAUUAA